Entamoeba invadens IP1 is the source of this 1143-nucleotide messenger RNA. RefSeq lists its product as hypothetical. The coding region runs from base 1 to 1143 and encodes 380 amino acids. Lineage: Eukaryota; Evosea; Mastigamoebida; Endamoebidae. The transcript has a single exon. The record is from RefSeq and is a predicted model, not a curated record.
AUGUCCUCAUUUGAAAGUACUGAACUUACAAAUGUACAAUUUUCAACUUCUCUUAAAAAACUUGGUGAUGGUGCUUUUAAGAAUACAAGACUCACUGAAUUGACACUACCUAAUAUCGAAAUUUCUGAAUUUGGAGAAGGUGUUUUUGUUGGUAUCACAACUCUUAAAAGGGCCACAUUAGGAGGCACGACCAAAAUACCAAAAGACACAUUUAAAGGAUGUAUUUUUUUAAAUGAAGUGGAUGGAUUUGAAAAGGUAACUUAUUAUGGAGAUAACUGUUUUGACGGAGCAAUUAUUCCAAAAAUUACAUUUGCUGAAAAAGUAGAUAAACUUGGUUCAAAUGCGUUUGUUGGAAAUUCAAUAGCUCAAAUUCGAUUACCACAAAAUCCAAUUAAAGAUUUUGGAGAAAAUGUAUUUGAAAACUGCCUCAAUUUGUUUGCAAUUGAUUUUGGAGGAAAUACCGUCAUACCACCAGGAACUUUAAAAAGGUGUAAUGCUUUGACGUUGGUGUCGGGGACCGAAAAUGUCAAAAUGAUUGGGAAAGACGCUUUUAAACAAACUGAUCAAUUACAAUCAAUCAAUUUAUAUGGAAAUUUGGAGACUUUAUUAGACCCAUUGGAAUCACAAAGUAACUUGUUUUUCCAUGGAUAUGAGGUUCCAAAAACACUCACAAGUGAACCAUUAUUAAAGGCAGAUUUAAGAAUUUUUGUGACUGAAAAUUUCAAAGCAGAUAAAUUUGGAGAUAAUGUUGUGAUGAAAUUGAACUGCUCAAUAACACAAUUUAUUGAUGUCUCAGAACCAAACCCAAUGUGUAAAAACUGUGAAGAAAUGAAAGCGACGUUGGAUGGAGAUAAUUACUAUUGCGACUUGGAUAUGACUGAAUGUCUCUCAACUCAUCAAAAGUGUCAAAUUUGUAUCGAAGGAAAGUGUCAAAAAUGCGAAGAAAAGUUGUUAGUUGACACAGUUAAAGAUGUUUGUGUUUCUGAAUGUCCUAAUGGGUAUUACGAUGGAACUGUUAUUUGUGAGAAAUGCAAAGAACACUAUGAAAAACCAUGUAAAGACGAAGAAUGUGAAAAGUGUACAGGCGGUGUUGGAGGCAUAGUUAUUGCAGCACUUGUUGCAAUUUUAUUAUUUAUGUUCUAA